AUGCACUCCACUUCUCUUUCACUGUUUCACCUCUCCUCCCUUCUACUUCUCUUAUUCACUUUCCAUGCAACUUCAGCACCAGUAACCGACGACUUCUCCACCUACAUUGUCCACCUAGACCCAUCCUCCCGUCCAGAACACUUCACCACCCAUCAACAAUGGCACUCCUCGAUCGUUUCCGACGUAAAAUCCUCGACUAGCUCCACUCACCAUCACUUCUCGUCCGUCGAAAACUCCUUCUUGUACUCCUACCAAAACGCCCUUCAUGGGUUCAGCGCUGUUCUAUCACAACAAGAACUCCAAACCCUAGAAAACCUCCCGGGCUUUCUUUCAUCCUACAAAGACAAACUCGUCACGAUGGACACAACCUAUACUCCCGAGUUUAUGUCUCUCAACCCAACAACCGGCCUAUGGCCGGCCUCAAAAUUUGGCGAAGACGUGAUCAUUGGUGUAAUCGACACCGGAAUCUGGCCGGAAAGUCCAAGUUUCAGCGACCAUGGAAUGAUGUACACCUCCAAGCUCCCUUCCAAGUGGAAAGGAACAUGCCAGGAAGGACAAGACUUCAACUCUUCCCUAUGCAACUCAAAGCUUAUUGGGGCUAGAUACUUCGACAAAGGGGUCAAAGCUGCCAACCCGAAUGUAACCCUGACGAUGAACUCGGCUCGAGACACCCAGGGACACGGGACCCACACUUCAUCCACCGCAGCAGGGAACUACGUCGAAGGUGCAUCCUACUUUGGCUACGCUAAUGGCGUGGCUCGAGGCAUGGCGCCUCGAGCCAGGGUGGCCAUGUACAAGGUGAUAUGGGACGAGGGACGCUACGCCUCGGACGUACUUGCAGGAAUGGACCAGGCCGUCGCCGAUGGAGUCGACAUCAUCUCCAUCUCCAUGGGGUUCGACGAAGUCCCGUUGUACGAGGAUCCCGUCGCCAUCGCGUCGUUUGGGGCGAUGGAGAAGGGGAUCUUGGUCUCGUCCUCUGCAGGUAAUGUCGGCCUCAGGGGAGGCCCGUUGCACAACGGGAUCCCCUGGGUGUUGACCGUCGCGGCUGGCAACUUUGACCGCACUUACGCCGCGAGUUUGACCUUAGGAGACAACAAAGAGAAAGAACAACACGUCAUCGUGGGGAGGAGCAUGUUCCCGCUGAACGCGUGGGUCAAGGACGAAACCCUAAUCUACAACAAGACGCUCUCCAAAUGCGACUCUCUAAAGUUACUCUCUGAAGCUCCUCCACGUGGUAUCAUCGUCUGUGACGACACAGGGUUUUUGGACGACCAGAUGGACGUCAUCGACAGCGUGACGAACCUCGCUGGCGCGAUCUUCGCCUCCACAGAUCCUUCCCGUUUCGACUUGGAGUCGAUGAGCUGUCCAGGCGUGCUGAUUUCCACGACGGAGUUGGAUACCGUCAUCGACUACAUCAAGAGCAGCGAUAACCCUACCGCUACGAUCAAAUUCCAGCAGACGGUGACAGGAAAGGAAGUAGCUUCCUCGGUAGCCGACUACACGUCUCGAGGUCCUUCUCCGAACUGCCCCGCGGUUCUGAAGCCCGACGUCAUGGCUCCAGGAAGCCUCGUGUUGGCUUCCUGGAUCCCGAAUGGCUACACCGCCACAGUUGGUACGAAUACGUUGCUGUCCAGUGAAGGGUUUCACCUGAUUUCGGGCACGUCGAUGGCUUGCCCCCACGCUUCUGGGGUGGCUGCGCUGCUGAGGGGCGCGCAUCGGGAAUGGAGCCAUGCAGCUAUUAGAUCGGCCAUGAUGACGACUGCUAAUGAGCUGGACAGUUCUAUGAUGGCUAUCAAGGACGUGGGCCGAAAUUUCACGGCCGCGUCUCCCUUGGCUAUGGGUGCUGGCCAUGUCGUGCCGAAUAAGGCUAUGGACCCUGGUCUGGUCUACGAUGCGGCCCCACAGGACUACGUGUCGCUGUUGUGUUCGAUGAACUUUACUAGGAAUCAGAUUAUGACGAUCACGAGAUCGAACGGCUACGAUUGUUCGGAAUCCUCGUCGCUCGAUCUGAACUAUCCGUCGUUCGUGGCGUUCUACGAUAAGAAUGUGACUACUGGAGUGAUGUUGACGCACAGGUUUCGAAGAGUCGUGACGAAUGUGGGAGGAGCAGGGGCUAGGUACGAAGUGAAGGUGGUUGCGCCGGAGGGAGUGAAAGUGACGGUGUGGCCGAAGAGCUUGGCGUUCGAGAAGAAGAACGAGCAGAGAGAUUACAACGUGGAGAUUGUGUAUCCGAGUGAUGGGAAAGGUAGGGUUUUGUAUGGGUCGAUUGUUUGGGUUGAGGAGAGUGGAAAGCAUGCUGUGAGGAGUCCAAUUGUUGUUGCCCCAACUUCUGCAGGCAAGUAA
This is a messenger RNA of Linum tenue, 2343 nucleotides long. NCBI's taxonomy places the organism in Eukaryota, Viridiplantae, Streptophyta, Magnoliopsida, Malpighiales, Linaceae. The record is from the annotation of a GenBank genome assembly.